GCCCUCCGCCGCCGCCUGACGGGGGCACGGGGAAGGCGGCAGCAGUCGCGGCGAGGCGGCAGCGGGGGGCCGAGGAAGGCGAGAGGCAGCCCGCGAAGCUCCGCCGCGCCGCGCUCCCUCGCGGCCUCCCUCCUCCUCCUCCGCUUGCUGCGGCCGCGGCCAUGGUGAAGGUGUCGUUCAACUCCGCGUUGGCGCAGAAGGAGGCGGCCAAGAAGGAGGAGGACAACAGCCAGGUGCUGAUCCUGCCGCCGGACGCCAAGGACCCUGAUGAUGUUGUGCCUGUUGGGCAGAGGAGGGCUUGGUGCUGGUGUAUGUGCUUUGGAUUGGCCUUUAUGCUGGCUGGUGUGAUCCUGGGUGGUGCCUAUCUGUACAAAUAUUUUGCAUUCCAGCAGGGCGGUGUGUACUUCUGUGGAAUAAAGUACAUUGAAGAUGGCUUAAGUUUACCUCAGUCUGGAGCAGAGGCUCAGAGCGCUCGCUACCACACAAUUGAGCAAAAUAUUCAGAUACUGGAGGAGGAAGAUGUUGAAUUUAUCAGUGUACCAGUCCCUGAAUUUGCUGAUAGUGAUCCUGCUGAUAUAGUCCAUGACUUCCAUCGGAGACUCACUGCCUAUCUUGACCUUAGCCUGGAUAAGUGCUAUGUGAUUCCUCUGAACACUUCAGUUGUUAUGCCGCCAAAAAAUUUCUUGGAGUUGCUCAUCAACAUCAAGGCUGGAACAUAUUUGCCUCAGUCCUAUCUGAUUCAUGAACAAAUGAUUAUUACUGAUCGUAUUGAAAAUGUGGAUCAGCUGGGAUUCUUUAUUUACCGCCUCUGCCGUGGCAAGGAAACCUAUAAACUACAGCGCAAAGAAGCCAUGAAAGGAAUUCAGAAGCGUGAAGCCAUCCAUUGCCGAAAGAUUCGACACUUCGAGAAUAGGUUUGCUAUGGAAACUCUCAUCUGUGAACAGUAAUGAGGAAUAUUACUGUUACAGGAGAUGAAAACCCUACAGUAUGACCCCACCCUUUGUAUUGUGUGCAGUGAUUAUUUUUUUAAAUCUUCUUUUAUGUAAGUAGUGGACAGGGCUUUAUUGCUGAACACUUUCCAUACUUUUCAUCUCAUGAUACAUGUAAAAUCAAUAUGUUUUAGCUUUUUCUUAUUUUCAGAUGUGGUGUUCCUAUAUUUGAGUAACAGUUGUAUAAAGAUUUAGUUCACAGGAUCACAGGAUGGUUGAGUUUGGAAGGGACCUCUGGAGAUCAUCUAGUCUGACCACCCUGCUCAAGCAGUUGCAAGUUUAGUUGCUAGUGCAUUUCAUGUGAUGAAUCUUAAAUAUUAGGAAAAAGAGAAAGUCUUUGAAAUAUCCACCAGGUUUUAAUUAAGUAAAAUUGAAAAGUUAUUAAUGUACAAAUGGACUGCAAAAGCUACUUCUAACUGUAAUAUUACCUGCUCUGUAGUUUGUUACAGCAUAUAGACAAACCUGUAUUUGACUCUCCCUAACAAAGUGCAAUUUGUUUCACUUUUAAAAUAUUGUCAUAUUUACCUUUCUAGAUUGAUCUCUGACUUGAUGUUUUAAAAUGGCAAGUGUUUGCUGUAACAAUCUUUUAGAAAAUUAAGAAGUAACUUAUGUUACUAACUUGUAUAUAAUCCAUGUAUGUGCAAUGGAAAAUAAAUCUUAUAAACCUGUUUGUCUAAAAGUCUUGUAUUUUCUCUCACCAUUAUUAAGUUUAGUUUACAGUUUCUUCCCCUCUUCCUCUAAAAAAAAGUAAAUUUAAAACUAAUUUCAUUUUUAAAGAGGAGAAGAUAGAAUAUGAACGAAAUAUGAACAGAAGCAGCAUGUUUUUCUGUUCCUUUUUCAUUUAAAAAUGAAAAUAAAAAAGCACCUAGUGCUGCCUGUAAAUUCUCGUUGAUACUUUCACAAUACAUACAACGAAUGUAAAGCUCCAAAGCUGACUUUCAUGGCACGAAAGCUGACCUUCCCUUAUUUUAUUAAAAAGUUAUUAAUACCUGAAAACCUGUCAUGAGCAUUUGUAAAAUAACAUAUAUCACUGAAGAGCUAUAUAACUUACGCUGUACUGUCAGGAGUGACCUAGCUGAGAGCCAGGAGUGUUGUCUGAUCAUUAUACAAGUAUGUUAAGCUCUUGAAGUGUGCAUUUCUAAGAUAAAGUGUAGACUUUUGACUAAAGCAGCCAGUUUACAACUAAUCCAUCCUAUACAAAUAUCUUGGGAAAGGACAGCCUUAAAUUAAGGAGUUUGUACAUAUUUUCAUAGAAAUUGCAGAGGUUGGAAGGGAUCUUUCGAGAGUGUCUAGUCCAACACCCCUACUCAAAUCAGGGUCAGCUGCCGCAGGUUGCUCAGAGCCUUGUUCAGUCGGGUUUUGAAAAUCUCCAGGGAUGGAAUAUGUACAACCUCUCUGGGCAACCUGCGCCAAUGUUCAACGAAUCUCACAGUAAAAAAGUCUUUUCUUACAUUUGGAUGAAAUCUCUUGUAUUUCAGCUUGUACCCAUUAUCUCUUGCCCUUUCACUAGGCACCACUGAGAAGAGUCUGGCUCGGUCUUCAUUACUUGCCAUCCUUCCUCCCACCAUCAGGUAUUUAUAUAUAUGAAUAAGUCCUUCCCUGAGCCUUCUUUUCUCCAGACUGAAUAGUCCCAGCUCUUUCAGCCUUUCCUCAUAUGACAGAGGGUCUAGUCAUCUUCAUGGCCCUUCACUGGGCUUGCUUCAGUAUGUCCAUAUCUAUCUUGUCUGUGUCUUUCCCAGAACUGGACCCAGCACUCUAGUGGCAGCCUCACCAGUUCUGGGAAGUACAGGUGAAUGAUCAUCUCCCUUGACCUGCUGGCAAGGCUCUUCCUGAUGCAGCCCAGGAGGCUGUUGGCCUUGUCUGCCACGAGGACGCGAUGUUGGCUUGUGUUCAAUUUGUUGUCCACCAGAAUCCUCAGGUUAUUCUCUGCAAAGCAGCUUUACAGGUGGUUGGUACCAAGCACGUGCUGGUGCAUGGAGUUCUUCAUCCCCAGGUGUGGGAUUUUAACACUUCACAUCAUUGAACUUCAUGAGGUUCCUGUUUGCCCAUUUGUCUAGCCUGUCGAAGUCCCUCUGAACAGCAGCACAACCAUGUGGUGCAUCAGCCACCCCUUCCAGUUUUGUAUCAUCUGCAAACUUGCUGAAGAUGCAGUCUGCCCCAUCAUCCACAUCUUUAAUGAAGAUGUUAAACAGUGUAGGCUCCAGUGUCACAAUCGUUGGGGUACAGCACUAGUGACUGGCCUCCAGUUGGACUUUGUGCCACUGAUUGCAACUCUUUGAGCCUUACUAAAGUUAAGAUAAACAAUAUCUAGUUUCAGGCCCUCACCAACCUAGCAUUUCACUGUAAAAGGCUAUCAGGUGAUCAGGCAUAAUUUCUGCUUCAUAAAUUCAUCUCAAUAUUCCCGAUCAUCUUGUCCUUCACACGUUUAUUUGACUUCCAGGAUUUGCUUCGUCACCUUCCCAGGGAUCGAGGUGAGGCUUGUAGUUCCCUAGAUCCUCCUUCUUGCCUUUCUUAAUAGUGACAUCUGCUCUCUUCCAGUCCUCACGAACACUCUUUGAUCACCAUGACCUUUCAAAGAUAGUUAAAAGUGGCUUCACAAUGACAUCGGCCAGCUCCCUUAGAACCCCAUGGAUGCAUCCUAUCAGAUCAAAUGGACUUGUGUAUGCCACUUUGUUUAAAUGUGCCUUGACCUGAUGUGCUUCCACUGAGGGCAAGUCUUCUUUUCUCCAGACUUUCCUACUGGUUUCAGAGUCCUGAGAUUCCUGAAGGCAAGUCUUACCAUUAAAGACUAGAAUGAAGAAGGAAUUGAUUACUUCAGCCUUCUACACAUCCCCCGUGACUAGGUCCCCUACCCUCUUCAACAGCAGGUCUACCUUUUUCCUAGUUAUCCACUGGUUGCUUAUACAGCUGUAGAAGCCCUUCUUGCUGCCCUUCAUAUCCCUCAACAGAUUGAAUUCUAGGUGGGUUUUGGUUUUCCUAACCGCAUCCCUGCAUGCUUGGACAGUGUCUCUAUAUUCCUGCUGGGUCACCUGUCCCUGGUUCCACCUCUUCCAUGCUUCCUUUUUAUGUUUUGAGUUUUGCCAGGCACCCAUUGUUCAUCCAUGUAGGCCUCCUGCCACCUUUACUUGCCUUUCUGGCCUUCUCGAGCUUGGAGGACGUGAUCCUUGAAAAUCAAGUGGCUUUCCUGGACCCUCUUCUCUCCAGGACUGUCUCUCCUAUGGGAUUCUUCCAAACAGAUCCUUGAACAGCCCAAAAUCUGCUCUCCUGAAGUCCAGGAAAGUGAUCCUGCUAUUUGCCUUGUUUCCUUCUCCCAGCAUCUUGAACUCUACAUCUCACAGUCGCUGCAGCCAAGGCUGCCCCCAGUCUCUACACCCUCCAUCAAUUAUUCCUUAUUUGUAAGUAUGAGAUCCGGGAGAGUGCCUCUCCUUGUAGGCUUCUCGAUCACCUCUGUCAGGAAGUUAUCAUCAAUGCACUCCAGAAAUGUCCUGGACUGCUUAUGCUUGCUGCAUUGUCUCUCUAGCAGAUACUGUGGUGGUUAAAGUCCUCCAUAAGGACUGCGGACUGUGAACAUGAAGCUUCUUCCAAGUCUUCCAGUUGUCUGUCUCAUCUUCUACUUCUCAGUCAGGCUCUCUGUAGCAGACGUACUGCAGUGUCAUCCAUGUUGGUUUGCCCUCCAGUCCUAACCCAUAUGCUCUCUGCUGGCUCAUCAUCCAUCCUUCGGCAAACUCCAUCCAUUCCAGCUGCUCUGUCACAUCAUUUAAGAGCAAUUUUGCAUCUGUCACUUAAAAACAAUUUUAACUCACUGAGUCCAGAAACAACCCAUGCUUUCAGAUUUGCAAGUCCAAAUGUAGCCAUAUACUCAUGCUUGGAUAUAAAUUGGCACUGUCCUACUAAGGAUAUAGCAAUUCCCAUCAGCUGAGCAAUGGGGCCAUAAACUUAUAAUUAGGCUUCUACAUUAAAUGCCUGAUACUUCCCGCCAGUUACAUGUGUUGCAGUUACAGCUCCCAGUGAGGUCAAUCAGGAAAUGGAGUGUAAGGAUAUUGCUGGUAUUGGAAUGCAACCCUGUCUGGAAAUAGCCAAGGCAACCUUGUAUCCAGAACCAGUAUAGGCAACUAGGUGGGGUAUCCAAUCCUAGGACCUGAACUAUUACUAUACAGUGCUGGGCUGUGCCACUGACUCUUGCUGGUUAGUUUGAAGCUGGCUCAAGUAUCCCUAAUACCAUUCUGUAUCUGGCCAGGUAGACUUAAAACUACAGUUCUGAACGCGAGUUUGAAAUGUUGAUGUGAUUGGGAUUUUUGCAUGGAAAAAUCCUUUUGUAAGGGAGAGUACAAGAUAAGAUGCAUCUUAGUGCCUGCUAGUUGCAAGAAAAACUAUGGGGGGGGGGGGAAGGGAGUAACGCUCAAAGCAAGGCUGCAAAAUCUCCCCAGAAUCCACUUCUAAACUUCCCUUGCACUGGAACUAACCUAUAUUUCCUACUGAAUUUUGAGCAUUGUUAUAUCAGGAAAGUGGGACUGUUUAAUGGAAUACUCGCAUAUUUGUUUGCAAAAAGAUAACCCCAGUUAAACCUAUUUCUUAAAUAAUAUGCUCUGCAGAAGUCCAAAUCUUUUGUCUUAUGUGAAUUCAGUCUUUGUAUUAAUUCAGGCUUUGCAUGAAUCUUAUUUCUCAUCUUUUAAAGGAUCUUUUAUUAAUAUAGCGGGAGGAUAUUUUGCUGGUUUUGGAACUAUUUUACAAUUGUAAACACGCUAUCAUCCAACUUCCUGCUAUUGUGAAUGUUUGGAUCAGGAUAAAGCAUUUUGUUUUAAAGGAAGUUUCCUAAAUACACAAUGUAUUUUUAUUUCUUCUGCAUUUGGUUUAAUUUACAGUUUAGUCUUAUUAUAGGUGCGGUAUAUAUAAGAUGAAAACUGUAGUUGUUACUUUGAGAAAGCUGUGCUUGUUUGAUUCAUUCUUGAUGCCAAAUGGCAAUUAUGAACAACAUCAACUAAAACCACAUGUAGAUAUUGCUUAGAUACUUAUGUAGAAAAUACAUUUAUGUAGCUACACUUUGGUAUAGACCUAAGCAAACUGAAAAAAUCCACUGGGAAAACUUUAGCUACAGACAUUCAGGAUGUUGAAAUUGUGUGUUUGCAAUAAAGGUCAAUUAUAUGUCAGGAAA
This is a messenger RNA of Rhea pennata, 6141 nucleotides long. It is a transcript of the gene ITM2B, whose product is annotated as integral membrane protein 2B. NCBI's taxonomy places the organism in Eukaryota, Metazoa, Chordata, Aves, Rheiformes, Rheidae. Gene Ontology annotation, biological process: negative regulation of amyloid precursor protein biosynthetic process. The record is from RefSeq and is a predicted model, not a curated record. Bases 162 to 947 code for a protein of 261 amino acids. The transcript is spliced from 6 exons. Gene Ontology annotation, cellular component: plasma membrane; extracellular exosome; Golgi apparatus. Gene Ontology annotation, molecular function: amyloid-beta binding.